Molecule: messenger RNA, 838 nt
Organism: Macadamia integrifolia
Lineage: Eukaryota; Viridiplantae; Streptophyta; Magnoliopsida; Proteales; Proteaceae
Exons: 5
Coding region: 140-532 (130 amino acids)
Cellular component (GO): nucleus
Molecular function (GO): RNA binding
Source: RefSeq, a predicted model, not a curated record
GUGUGGAUGUGUGUUUCCCGCUUGUAUAACCAAACUACCAAAGGUUAACUCCUAGUUCUUAUAUCUUUUUUCCUUUCCUUCCCAGGUUUUUAGAGAGAGAGAGAGAGGUUAGGGUAAGGGCUAGGUUUUUUACUCUGCAAUGGAAGAGAUUACAGAGGGAGUGAAUAACAUCAGCAUCGUCGAUUCGCACAAGAAGAAUCGGAUUCAGGUCUCCAACACUAAGAAGCCGCUUUUCUUCUAUGUUAAUCUUGCUAAGAGGUACAUGCAGCAACAUAAUGAGGUUGAACUUUCCGCCCUUGGAAUGGCUAUUGCCACAGUUGUCACCAUUGCUGAGAUCCUGAAAAACAAUGGACUGGCUGUGGAGAAGAAGAUCACAACAUCUACUGUUGAUAUGAAAGACGAAUCAAGAGGGCGACCCAUCCAGAAAGCAAAGAUUGAGAUAAUGCUUGGGAAGACAGAGAACUUUGAUGAGUUGAUGGCCGCUGCAGCAGAGGAAAGGGAGGCCGCUGGAGAUGGAGAGGAGCAAAGCUGAGUAUCAUGGAUGUUCAUCAAGCAUCUGGAGAUGGAGAGGAGCAAAACUGAGUAUAAUGGAUGUUUAUCAAGCCAUCUAGUUUCUUCUUAUUUUGUUCAUGGGGGUGAAUAUGCACUUAACGGAUCAGGUUUUCUUGAAUGUGUGGCAUUUGAGUAAAGAAUGGUCAUUAGAGUGGUAUCAAGAAGAAUUUUAUUUUUGUUGGUAAAGCAUUAAGGAGAGUUUGGUAGCUGUGAUAUUGUUGCGGUAGUAACUUCUGUAGAAACAAAUACCUUUGCCAUUCAAAAUUUUAUUUUUUGUUAUUUUUAA